AUAUUAUUUAAAUUUUUAUAUGAUGUAUUAAAAAUUGUGAAAAUUUUAUUUAUAUUGUACAUAUCAUUCUAGGUUUAGAAAAAGUAUAAUAUAAUAUAUGUUUUCAUUAGUGAGAUGUUGACAUAUUUUUUAAAAUAUCAUUUAUAUAUACUUAAAAAUUGAAUAAUAAGCAACAGUCAGAAUUUCUAGUAUUAGUACAUACAAUUAUAGAAAAUAAAAAGUUAUUCAUUAGGUAGAUAAGUUAUUAUUUUAUGUAAUUAACGUGAAAUUACAUUUAUAUUAAAGGAAGAAUGUUCGAUCUGGAAGGAGGCGGGACACAAGUAGAGGCAGAUGAUGAAACCAUAUCGGAAAGUACUAUACAAGGUCAACGUAUCAUCUUUGAACAUCUACCUGCAUACAUAUUUGAACAAAAGCUGAAGGAAGAUGCAACGGAUAAUAAUUUUAGCGGAUAUUACAAUGUAGUAAAGCAUAUCAGUGAACGUUAUGGAUGGGGCAAUGAUUUAUUCAAGAAACUCAGUAGAAAUAUAUCAUUGGUGCACGAUAGUUAUAUUGAGGGAGACGAAUUCAAUAGAAAGCGUUGUUAUGAUUUAAAUUAUUGGUUAUAUGAUAAUGUAUAUAAAAAUCUUGAAUCAUCAAAUACAAAUGAUACCGAUUAUUUUAAAGAUAUUUCUACAAAGCUUCAAGGAGUAUGGAAAAAUAUUGUUGAUAAUGAGUUUAAAGAUAGACCUUAUCAGUGUUAUCCCGAUAAAGAACUACUACUUAACAUGGGUUAUUUACAAGAAAUUAAAGAUUUAUUUGAUUUUUACGAAGAUUAUAAUGAAAUGAAAAAGGAAAUUAUUGCAGAUACUUCUGGUUCAUGUCGUAGAUAUGUUGAAUACCUUAAACAAAGAAUUCCAGUAUAUUACACAUGGAGAGACUCUUGUAAAGUGCCCGAAUAUACAUGCAAAAGAUAUAUUGAUGAUUAUAUGAAGUAUCGUCCAGCAAGUAUUGUGCCGGAUUUAAGUCCGUGGGUUGUUCUUACGUAUCCUGGUAAUAAAUGUUACGCAACUGUUUAUGAUAUAUUUGUAAAGGCAAAAGAGCAGCCUAAACGUAAUGAUGGUAUAUAUAAAAAAAAAAUGGAAAAGCUUGAAAAGUUAAAUCCUGGAAAAAGUUUACUUAACAUUAGCAUGGGAGAGGGAUUACGAGGAAGUGAAUUUUUUAUUCCUGGUGAUCAUGAUGAUUACUGGUUACGUCUAAAGUGGGAUAUAUUGCUGUACAUAACUGACGAUAUCACCCCACCUGUGCUAGGUAUAGUGGGUACACUACUAAUUUUUUGGGCCUUGUAUAAGGUAAGGAAACGAAUUAGACCAAACAUUAAUUAUGAUGAUAUUAAGUUAUUAUAUGGAAGUGAAGAAUCUUUGAACAGCAGCACAGAUUCUUAUGAUUAUAAUAAUGAUUAUGAUAAUGAUUAUGAUAAUGAUGAUUAUAGUGAUAGUAAUAGUUCGUAUAAUUUAUCUUACGCUUCCACAUUGGAUUAUUAA
Molecule: messenger RNA, 1520 nt
Organism: Plasmodium vivax (malaria parasite P. vivax)
Lineage: Eukaryota; Apicomplexa; Aconoidasida; Haemosporida; Plasmodiidae
Product: variable surface protein Vir 14, putative
Exons: 3
Coding region: 291-1520 (409 amino acids)
Source: RefSeq, a predicted model, not a curated record